This is a messenger RNA of Penaeus vannamei (Pacific white shrimp), 1494 nucleotides long. NCBI's taxonomy places the organism in Eukaryota, Metazoa, Arthropoda, Malacostraca, Decapoda, Penaeidae. The record is from RefSeq and is a predicted model, not a curated record.
UGCCAGUACAGAGCUGGUUUUGAAAGUAGUGAGUAUGCUUCAGAAAGCCUGAAUGUAGUAUGCAGGUUCAGAGACAAGUGAAUUAGCAAGAGACACAUCAGUUAACCAAAAGACUGUUCUUGUGCAGUGUCAGUGCAUAUCUCAUACUAUCUUGAGAACAUUGAAAUUGCCCCUGCAAGUUGCCUUUAACGGCACACAUUAAUUGCAAUCAUGGCAGCCCAAACUCCCACAUCCGGAGCCACUGAUAGUCCCUCAAGACGCAUUGUUGCCAAACCUGUGAAAACCAUCGUGCCUGCUGCAGAGGACUGUCCAUAUACACAGUUCUACUGCGAGGAAAAUGUGUGGCGACUUUGUGAAUAUGUGCGGUGUCACGAGCCAUCAGAUCUGGUCAAGUGCCAUGUCGUCUUCAUCAGCAACGAGUCACGGUGUGUGCCGUUGUGGAGACAGCGAAUGGGCAAGUCGGAGGACAAGCUGGUCACUUGGGAUUAUUCUAACAUCUUCACAUGUGUUGCGCCGAGUGAAAAGGAUUACCACGUGGUGUUCAUGUACGAGCCUGAUGAUCGGUGCCUUGUAUUUGACCUAGACUCUGACCUGCCCUUCCCAACUUAUUUCCACAAGUAUGUGACCGAAACCCUCCGCACAGAUCACAUCCUUAGCCCAGAGCAUUACAGGUACUUCCGAGUUGUGCCAGCCUCUGUGUUCCUUCAGAAAUUUGCCAGCGACAGAAGGCACAUGAGACGUGAGGACGGGACCUGGACCCAGCCCCCACCAUCAACACCACCAAUAUCCACACCUGAGUCAGUGCAUAACAUUGACGACUUCAUUAGCAUGGAUCCCAAGCGAGGUUUUGGAACAGUAUACAACCUUCAAGAUUUUGUUCGCAGAUUUUAUAAAAAUCUGUAGUAUGUCCACAACGAAGUACUGUUAUGCUGUUACACUCCUAUGAAGACCUUUUUAAUGCACAGUUCACACGAUAACUUGUUUUACUAUUUUUGAAAUAGAAUAGCUUGUAUUUGUGAGAAAUGUUUUUAGCUGUCAAAUUCUUCUGAAUUAUUAUUCUUAUUUUUUCCAUUGUUUCAUAUUAGUACUGGUUUUCCGACAUUUGUGAUGUUGAAGCGAUAUUUUUUUAAAGAUUCUCCUGGUAUAGAAAAAAGCUAUUCAUUCAUGACAAGAGUUACUAAUAUCUUACUUCCACUAUUGAACAGUAUGUAAUUACUACUUCAGAAUAAAAUGUAGAUGUAUGAACUAAUACGAAUUCCUUUGUGAGGCUUGUUUUUGGUAGAUAAUUGUGAAAUGAUGGUAUCAACCAUAAUUGCAUCUGUGUUACUUGCAGUCAGUCUCCUUCUGAAAGUCAGAGAUUUGGUGAUUUUCAUUUGUGACAGCAUUGGUUUAUAAAAGAAUUUUAAUGCAUCUAAAAUGGUUCAUGUAAUGCAUCUCAAUGUUAGUGAUAUUUUCUGUAAUUGAUAGGAACAAAUAUAUAUUUUGAUAAAAAUA